Penicillium subrubescens is the source of this 852-nucleotide messenger RNA. Its product is annotated as lipase family protein. The transcript has 6 exons. Bases 1 to 852 code for a protein of 283 amino acids. The record is from RefSeq and is a predicted model, not a curated record. Lineage: Eukaryota; Fungi; Ascomycota; Eurotiomycetes; Eurotiales; Aspergillaceae. Gene Ontology annotation, biological process: lipid metabolic process.
AUGAUUUCCAACAGCAUCUCAUUCAUCGCCGUCAUUGCUCUGUCCUCCCAGGUUGCUGCAGCCCCGACACUCCAGGAGCGAGCUACAUCUGACCCGACGGCCUUCACCUUCCUUCAACGUGCUGCUAAGCUAUCAUCUGCCGCGUACAGCGGCUGUCUGGGAACUGCCUUUGAUGUAACCAUUACCAAGCAGAUAUACAACGGGUUUACCGAUACAAAUGGCUAUAUUGGAUACUCUCCGACGCAGAAAAAGAUUUCUGUCGUUAUGAGAGGCUCAACGACGCCCACGGACUUUAUGAAUGAUGCCGAUACGGCCUUGGUCACUCCUUCUCUGUCGGGAGUAAACUUCCCUGCUGGUGUGCAGAUCAUGAAGGGUGUUAAUGACCCAUGGACUUCUGUACACGAUUCCGUGAUCAGCGAAGUGAAGUCUCUCUUAGCAAAGUACCCGGAUUACACGCUGGAAUCGGCUGGUCAUUCACUUGGUGGCGCGCUCACUUACAUCUCCUACGUUGCUCUCGCCCAGAACUUUCCCGGAGUCUCGAUCACCAGCAAUGCUUUGGCUGCUUUUCCGAUCGGAAACACGGCUUGGGCCAACUUUGGCUCCUCCCAAAACGGUACCUUGAACCGAGGCAACAAUGCUAACGAUGGGGUUCCAAACAUGUAUGUCCAGUCACCGUACAACUUCCAGCACUAUGGAAUUGAGUACUACAGUUCGGGUACCGCGGCAACAUGUGUACAGUGUUCGGGGGAGCGCGAUACUGCUUGCUCUGCUGGAAACGGCCAGUACGGCGUUACCGCGGGCCACAUCCAGAGUUUUGGAAUCACCGAGGGCUCCGCUGGAUGCGGACCCUGA